GAGAGAGAGAGAGAGAGAGAGAGAGAGAGACCACUCAUCCAUCCCACAGCUCUAUCAUCUCAUCCACUAGAGCAAUUAAUAUCCAAACAAACACCAACCAGCCACCGAACCCUCGCUCUCUCUCCUGUCUCUGCCAAAAUUCAAAACCUCUCAGAUCUGCAAUUCUCUCUCUUCUCCUCUGUAUAGCUUCAGUCCGAUGGCUGGCGUGCUCGAAACCUUCGCUGUCCCUCGCGCUUCGGCUAUGCCAGCGGUCUCGUUUUUUCCGAUUUUCAGUUCAUCGGUUUUUACACUGUCUGGACGCACACGAUCUUCUAGAUUGCCGGAUUUUAGAGGCCUUAAGAUCCAAUCGACUCGGUCCUCAGCAUCGGUGAGUUCGAACUCGAGACUUGUUCGCCGUGGAGGACGAAUUGUGUGCGAGGCUCAGGAGACCGCCAUUCAAGUGGCAGCUGUAAACGAUGCAACGUGGCAAUCACUAGUCAUUGAAUCACGUACUCCUGUUCUCGUUGAAUUCUGGGCUCCAUGGUGUGGACCAUGCCGCAUGAUCCACCCUGUUAUCGACGAACUGGCAAAGCAGUAUGCUGGAAAGCUAAGCUGCUACAAGGUAAACACUGACGAGUGCCCUGCAAUUGCUUCACGAUAUGGGAUCCGAAGCAUCCCAACUGUAAUGAUUUUCGUGGGAGGAGAGAAGAAAGAUGCAGUUAUUGGUGCAGUGCCUAAAUCAACACUGUGCACCUGCAUUGAUAAGUUCUUGUAGAGGCGGUAUGUAUGUAAUCUUUUAGGGGAACUGUGCUACCUUUCUUGAUUGUUUCUUCUCUAUUUAGCUUAUAAGUUGCAAAUUUGGAUUCUCUGCUGCGUUAAUAAACUCGAUAUGCUCCUGUAUAGUUGGAUGCUGCUGUGUUUCCUACCCGCUUUCUGAUAAUGUAAGAUAUACAAAUAUUUCGUUAAAAAAAAUUGCAAUUUUGUUCUAAUUAUACCUGUCUAUAUGUUAAAAUUCUGAAAAGCUAUAUCUAUUAUUGUCAUUAAAAUGUUAAAAUGAGAACUGCUUAUAUAACAUUCUG
Molecule: messenger RNA, 1058 nt
Organism: Ilex paraguariensis (yerba mate)
Lineage: Eukaryota; Viridiplantae; Streptophyta; Magnoliopsida; Aquifoliales; Aquifoliaceae
Source: the annotation of a GenBank genome assembly